Messenger RNA from Clupea harengus (Atlantic herring), 1398 nucleotides. Its product is annotated as RING finger protein 122. Gene Ontology annotation, cellular component: nucleus. Gene Ontology annotation, molecular function: ubiquitin protein ligase activity. The record is from RefSeq and is a predicted model, not a curated record. Gene Ontology annotation, biological process: ubiquitin-dependent protein catabolic process. Lineage: Eukaryota; Metazoa; Chordata; Actinopteri; Clupeiformes; Clupeidae.
CCCCCCCCCCCCAGACACACGCACACAACACAACCACCACCGCGACUAUCUCCACUACUUGCAAGCCUCCUGAAUUUAUAGCGGCAGGACCGAGUGACCGAGUGUCGGAUUUCAUGCAACCAUUCCAAUGGUGUAACGGAUGCCUCUGUGGUCUGGGACUACAGCGCUCGGACUGCGAGAUGACGUCUGAGGAUGUGUACCACCUGCCCCUCAACGUCUACGUCAUCGUGCUGGGCAUCGGCCUGUUCGUCUUCAUGCUCAGCGUCAUUUUCUGCUGCUACCUCUUUAGGUUGAAACAGCAGGGACCAAGGGAGCAGUACAGUUACAACGAGGUUGUUCUUAAAGGCGCAGGGAAGAAGCUGUCUCUGCUCGGACAGCCCUGUGCAGUCUGCCUGGAGGAAUUCAAGAGCAGAGACGAGCUGGGGGUGUGCCCCUGCUCUCACACCUUCCACAAGAAGUGCCUGCUGAAGUGGCUGGAGAUCCGCAGCGUGUGCCCCAUGUGCAACAAGGCCAUCCUCCGUGUCCCGGCCGACGAGACACCGCCGCCGCCACGGGUAACCGAAGGCCCGCAGGACCCUGAAGAGGUCUGACCCGACCCCGACUCCAACCAAAACCGAACCGGAAGCCGGACAGCGCUAACAGAUCCCCCGUAAGACUUACUCACACAUGACGGGGUCGCCCGGUCGGAGGUCAAAAGGUCCUCACAAGCCACAGAAGUGGCAGUUAUUAGCAAACCAUUUGUCCAACCACACGACAGCAUGGUGAACAGACUCUCGUGCUCAGAACUGGUCACACUGGCGUCAGGCACCACCGGGAUGGAGGGGGGGAGGGUGAGGAGAGGGUUAGAUAUAGGGAGAGCAGAAAGUGUUAUUAAAAUAGUGACGAGAAAGCGAACUAAAUAGAUGUGGGACAGUGGGGUGGGGUGUGGAUGUCUCUUCAACUCUAAAUAUGUGUGUAAACACAAAGUUAGCAUGAGAUUUUAUGAAAUCUAUGUAAAACACACACACACACACACAAACACACACCAGUCACCACCACACCUUGUAUGACAAACAUCCAGUGUAAUCAGCUCUUUCUGCUCACUUUGGACUAUGCUGUAGUGAGCGAACGCACUGCGAUGAACUGCAACAUCCAAUAUACUAUCUGCCUAUAACCAGAUCCACUGUAUGGCCACACCAGCUAAUACAAAGCCAGGCUGAGUCAUCUUGAAAGAAAGAAGGAAAGAAAGAAACAAAAAAAAAAAAGAACAGGGCGAUAAAAGGGUAGAAGUAGAUCUGCCCUGUCUGUGAGUACGUGUGAAUAGGGCCUCGAGCGGCCACUUGUCUCUCUUCCUCUUCCAAGUUUCAUUUUGUAUCGUUUGAUGGUUUUAAAAUAAAAGUGUAAUGUUUUUGUGGGUCA